UUCUUCUAGCAUGCUGUAGCCCGCAGGUUAGAAAAAAAGAACCUUGUAAUUUUGUUACAGGGAAAAAGACAUGGAGAAAUUGGUGUGUUGAAAUAUUAGGGAGAAGGAAGGAUGGGGGUGGAAUAAAGCUGAACAUCUAAUAGUUUAGUGACAGAAAGAAGCAGCUGGAUAUUUAUAAGUGUGCUUGAUUGUUAUAGUAUAUCAAAUUUAGAUUUUAUGUGAGAUCACAGACAAAAACAAGAACUUACGGAAUUUUGAAGAAACUAUUUUAAAGUUUAUCUGAGGCAGUGGAAAGAAAAAGAGAGACCAACUUGAAGACCACACAACCUAACCAGCUCCAUCUGGUCACUUCAGGGGCAACACAGUUGAGCCAUUCGGAUCUAAUCAAGUGUACUGGCAGGUGCACCUUUCUGACGCCUUCCUGAUAAUGGAAUCAGAUAAUGGGACCAGCUCUGUGGAGAGCAUGACAAACAGUUACACCAUUUUGAAGACCAACAUCUUUGUUACCUUUGGGGCCCUCAUCCUUGGCAUCGUCUUCCUCCUGGGUGUUCCUGGCAACCUCUUCAUUAUUUGGAGCAUCCUGGCACGUGCCCGCAAACGCUCCGUCACUACCCUGCUCAUCCUCAACCUGGCUUGUGCAAACGGUUGUCUAAUGUGUCUGACUGUUUUCUUUAUAAUAUACCUAGCCAAGCAGAACUGGAUAUUUGGAACGGUCAUGUGCAAGCUGCUUUUUUACUUCUGCAAUACAAACAUGUAUGCUUCUAUUAUGAUCAUUACGCUGAUGAGACUACACAGACUAGUGGCAGUGAUGUGGCCCACAUACUUGACUGCCUGCACUCGUAGAGGAACAGUAUUACUUGUGCUUGGGGGCCUGUGGAUUAUCGUAUCUCUUUUGGCACUUCCUGAAUUAAUAUUCAGACGAACAGAGAAUUACAAUAAGGAACGCACUUUUUGUACAACUCAUCACAAGUAUCCAAAGCAUGCAGUGUUUCAAUACACAUUUGAAACAGUGGUGGGCUUCCUGGUGCCAUAUGUGAUCAUAGUCAGCAGUUAUGUGUGUAUCCUUCGCCGCCUCAGACGGACUAUGAUCAAGAGGACACGGAGUGAGAACCUUAUUCAAGCCAUUAUUGUGAUGUUCUGCAUUUUUUGGCUUCCUUACCACUGUGUUAAUAUGGUGCAAGUGGCAGCAGCUGUUACAUCAGAUGGAUUGCUCAAAAUGAAACUGGAUUCCAUCUGGAAGAGCAGCAGUGUUUUUACAUUCGCUCUGGCUUUUAUAAGUAGUUGUGCCAAUCCUUUUCUCUGUGCAUUUGCUGGACGCUCCUAUAUCAAAACUGAUGGCCUGGCAUUCAUGACCAGAUUCUUUGAGGGCACGGUCCAGGAGGGCACAGAGAAGCCAUCAGAACAGAGGUCAUCAGGCUCUAAACCUCACUGGAGCACAGACACAUAAAAAUUAAUCUUGAACAAUGAAUUAAGAUACUUCUGCAUCAGCUUUUAUUGACUGACUGAUACUAUAUGGAACACACAACAGGUCAAACAUUUAAUCUAGAUAGAGAGCAGCCUAAAGACCUGGUGCUUUUAAAUAUCAUUUGACUUCAUUAUAAAUUAGCUAUAUGCAGCUUUCAUUCAUUUUUUUUAAUCAGCCUUCCAAGUUUACUGCUGAUUGCAUGGCUAUGACGUAUUCAUUGGAAUAAAUCCAUACUUGCAUUGUGUAUAUAUAAAAUUUUGCAUUGCCUCCUGUAAUUUAACACAAAGAUUGCAUGAAUACUUAACACACCAGUGUAUACAUUUACAGGACUGGAAUUAGUCAGUAGCAAAAGAUCACAGGUAUUUUAGAGUUCACUUUAGAAUAUACAACCUAAUGCAGGAAUCAAACCUUUAUGGGCUUUUCUUGGAAAAACAAAAAAUGAUUUAUGCAUAAAGCCACUAAAUUAGUCACAAAAGGAAAUGCCCGAUCUCUUUUUAUAGUGGACUUUAAAAUUCACUGCUUGUACACAAUCCACACCAUGAAUUAGCCAUAUAUUUUAAAAUAGGUUUUUAUUGUAGUGGUUUCAAAUCACUAAAUCACUGACAGCAUAUACACUGCUGGCAUUUUUCAGAGUUCCAAGGAUAGCAAGCACGCAGACAUACUACAGCUUACAAUUAUAUACAUACUAGCUUUUCUACAAAAUAAUUGUAAAAA
Molecule: messenger RNA, 2179 nt
Organism: Carassius auratus (goldfish)
Lineage: Eukaryota; Metazoa; Chordata; Actinopteri; Cypriniformes; Cyprinidae
Product: leukotriene B4 receptor 1-like
Exons: 5
Coding region: 428-1447 (339 amino acids)
Biological process (GO): phospholipase C-activating G protein-coupled receptor signaling pathway; positive regulation of cytosolic calcium ion concentration; inflammatory response
Cellular component (GO): plasma membrane
Molecular function (GO): complement receptor activity; leukotriene receptor activity
Source: RefSeq, a predicted model, not a curated record